This is a messenger RNA of Lagenorhynchus albirostris (white-beaked dolphin), 2722 nucleotides long. Its product is annotated as protein EOLA1-like. Bases 1651 to 2127 code for a protein of 158 amino acids. The transcript has 3 exons. NCBI's taxonomy places the organism in Eukaryota, Metazoa, Chordata, Mammalia, Artiodactyla, Delphinidae. The record is from RefSeq and is a predicted model, not a curated record.
CUCAGCCGCCUUCUUCCCGAGGGACUCUCCCCAGGGAUUCCGCCCGCACGGUUCGGGUCCCGUGGUUGUGAUCUGGUGGCGCCCGUGAGGAAGGGGCUGGCUGAGAAGCUGAGUGGCGGAAACCGCGGGCGAGCCUGGGAUCCAGUCACACACCCCAGUAGGAGCCGGAGAAACGGCCAGGCCCCAGGGACUGGCCAGCCUCCCUCGUAACUAACCCAAACGCAGUGAGGAGGGCGACCCUUUGUCACCCAUCAGGUUGGCAGAGGUUAAGCGGGGUGAUGAUGCUCGGGGGCCCGCCAGUGCGUGAGGGCACGGCAGCCUCGCCCGUGGCUGGCAGAGUGUACGUGGGGGAGCCUUUGCGGAAGGCCGUUUGCUGGCGUGUGUCAGCAUCUCGGGAUGUGUGCCGUGUGACGCGGGCCUCCUCCGGCCCGGGGCUUCAGUUAGCGAGUGUGUGGUCGUGUUGAGUGUCUAGAGGGGCAGAAAGUGCCAAGCAGUCUGGGAGUCCCCAUCGGCGGGGGAAGAGUCAGUAACCUGUGGGACAGCCGACGACGGGGUACCGUGUGGGCGGUGAAAAUAGGACAGAUGGAGACGUCCAGACGUGAAGCGGUGUUCCCGAGGUGCUGUGAGCGGAGAAGUCAUCCCCCACCCCCGCGUGGAGAGGUGUCCAGGACAGGGCUGACCCUCUGUGAUCGCUCGCCCGGGCAGUCGUGUCAGAGUCCCACGGUCUGGGUGGCUUGAACUACAGAACGUAUUGCCUUGCGGUUCUGGAGGCCAGAAGCCCGAGAUCUAGGUGCCGCCGGUGGUGGCUCUUGUGGGGGCUGUGGAGGGAAUCUGUCCCAUCCCGCCCCCCUCACUCCCGGGGCUCUGCUGGCUCUCCUGUGUGCCGCUCUGUCUCUAACUGGCCCCUUUUUGUGGGGACAUCAGUCCUGUUAGAGGAGGGUCGACCCUAAUGAGCUCAUCGGACCUUGAUCACCCCUGUGAAGACCUUUGCUUUGUAGGUAGGGUCACACUCUGAGGAACUUGGGGUUGAGAUUCCAGCACGUGAAUUUCAGGGGCACGGUGUGACCCCUACCACUCUCCAAAGGCUCUGAGGUAGGAGCACACGUGGAACGUUCCAGGGAUGGAAGGAAGGCCUUCAUGGCUGCAGGGAGUGAAUCCAGGGGCGAGGAGAGCAGGCAGCCAGGGGGAGGAGCCAGACCAUGUGGGGCCUCAUGGGCCCUGGAGAGAAAUGUGUCUCCGCUCUGCUCGGGGAAGGAAAGCCUUGGAAGGUCCUGGACUGGCUGCCUUUGCGGCCUUGUCCCCCGUCCUCACAGCCACGUGGAAGUGGAGGCUCCGUGCGGUGCCGUGACCCGGCUGACUUUCAGGCCCGCGGCUCCCCUGCUCCUCUGUCCUCAGCGAGCAGGGACCCUCCCCCCACCACCCAGGUACAAGGAAAGCAGGCGAGGACGGGGGCGCGUGGAGUCAGGUCCCCUGGAACCAUGCGCUGUCUCUCCUUCGGCGCCUCCUCAGCUGCAGAGCGGGGUGACGGUAACCUCCCGGGUUAUUUGAGGAUUGAAUUCUGUGGUCCCUGGAUGGUGCCCGUCCCAGGUCCUGGCGUGGAGACGGAACGCGCACCAGUGCCGGCGCGUGAGGCCCUGGGAGCUCUGGGAGAUGAAGUUCGGCUGCCUGUCCUUCCGGCAGCCUUAUGCGGGUUUCGUCUUAAAUGGGGUGAAGACCCUGGAGACGCGGUGGCGGCCCGUGCUGAGCGGCCAGCGGCACCGCACCCUGGCCGUCCACAUCGCGCACAGGGACUGGGAGGACGCGGCCUGGAGGGAGCUGCUGGCCGGGAGGCUGGGGAUGAGCCCCGCGCAGAUCCAGGCCUUGCUGCGGGACGGGGAGAAGUUCGGCCGCGGAGUGAUAGCCGGGCUGGUUGACAUUGGGGACACUUCGCUGUGCCCGGAAAACUUAGGUCCCAACGAGGUUGCGGAGCUGGAGAAUCAAGCCCUGCUGCCCAACCUGCAGCAGAAGUACCUGACUGCGCUUGCCAACCCCCGCUGGCUGCUGCAGCCUGUCCCCGGGAGAGGCGGGAAGGACGUCUUCCAGGUGGACAUCCCCGAGCACCUGAUCCCCUUUGGGCAGGAGGCCUGACCAGACUGGGCUCUCGAGAGGAAGGUGACCGAGAGACCGGCUCAUUGUGCCACCGUCCACUCGCCUUCACGCCCUGGACGUGCACGUCUGGUUCGGUCUGAAUCGGCCCUGCCCCGGGGAGCGCUGCCCGCUCCGUGCUGUUCACGGAAGCAGACGUGCCCACCUGGUGCAGGGACAGGGGUUGGGACUCUCCUCGUGCGAUGCCGCUCUGGGCUCAGCGACAGAGUCUCGAGGACUUUGACCUUUAGGAAAAGAUGGCAGGGCCACUCGUUUUGGCCCUACUGGUUCUGGGUGGUUGAGAGAGAUGUGUUUUGGGGGGACCAGUUAGCGUUUUCCCCUCUUUGGCCUGGUCAGAGCUCCCAGAUGUUUGGACCGCGUCUGGGGAACGAACGAUGGGGGAAGGCCGGUGGCGGGCCUCGUGCACGCGCGAGAGGACCGCAGGCCCAGAAAGAGGGCGCGGUCUGUCCUUGCAGGUGACCCUGGCCCUGUUGUAAAGCGUCCCUUGGCUCACGAAGCGUGUGUGUUAGACGUGCUGCCCGGCCACUUCACGUCCGAAGACAGGCUCCUAAAUACAGCUCUGACGGCAAAGUGAAAA